AUGGCCACAUCAAGACUUCCCCAGCGUUCCUCAGGCAAGCCCCCUUUUGCUAACUUGUGUUCUCUAUGGAGGAGAGGGAAAACAGAAGAAAAUUUACCAGCAUGGAAGAAACUUUAUCCACGCUUCCAACUUGAAGAGCUCCUGAAGGCCACCAACAACUUCGACCCUGCGCUCAAAGUUGGCGAAGAUUCCUGGGAUACUGUAUACGAAGGUUACAUUAAUGACAGCUAUAAAUAUCCGGUUCGCAUCAAACGGUUUAAGCCCCAUUUAGAUCACCAGAUAUUUUUAACAGAGAUGGACUUGCUAUCAAAUCUCCAUCACCCAAAUAUCGUCUCUCUGAUUGGUUACUGCCUUGAUGGAUCAGAUAGGAUAAUUGUGCUUAAGCAUAUGGCUCAGGGAACCCUCCAUGAUCAUCUCCACGGCAAAAUUUAUUACGAACCCCCAUUAUCAUGGAAAAGAAGGCUUGAAAUCUGCAUUGGAGUUGCUCGUGGACUAGAGAGACUGCAUACAGGUAACCCCUUAAUCAUCCACAGGGACAUCAAAAGCAGGAACAUUCUUCUAGACCAGAACUGGGUUGCAAAUAUUUCGAAUUUUCAGAUCUCGAAACUGGUGCCAUCAAGCUUGUUAGAAUCAGAUAGUCAUGUCAGCACUACCGUUGGGGGCACUUUGGGGUAUUUGGACCCUGAAUAUGCGUUUUCUGGCCAUCUCUCGGUUAAAUCCGAUGUUUAUAGUUUUGGAGUUGUUUUGUUUGAGGUGUUAUGCGGGAGAACACUUCUCGAUGUCCAUCGAAAUGAGGAAGAGAUAGAACUAAUUACAUGGGGCAGACGAGGCGUGGAAGAUGGUAAACUUGGCCAAAUAAUUGAUCCUCGCCUUAAGGGUGAGAUUGCACCGGAGUGUCUGAAAGCAUACGCUUAUUUAGCGUAUAACUGCACCAUCGAACGCGGAAAUGAAAGACCCGGAAUGUCUGCUGUCUUGAAGAGGCUUCAGCUUGUAUUGUUGUUACAGGAGUGUAUUGAAGCUGAUAUACCUUACUCACCGUCUUGGCUAACAUCUCUUGUACCACCACCCAAAAGCAGCGAGCCAUUGGUCGACAUGGACGCUUCGGAGUAUCUGCAUCUGAUUCCGAUUAUGACGAGCUCGCGAUUGAAAAGUAUUAUUGAUUGCCUAAAAUGGGUGAGAUUCAAGCAAUAG
Messenger RNA from Theobroma cacao (cacao), 1191 nucleotides. RefSeq names its product receptor-like protein kinase ANXUR2. Gene Ontology annotation, biological process: protein autophosphorylation. Lineage: Eukaryota; Viridiplantae; Streptophyta; Magnoliopsida; Malvales; Malvaceae. The record is from RefSeq and is a predicted model, not a curated record. Gene Ontology annotation, molecular function: transmembrane receptor protein tyrosine kinase activity; ATP binding. Gene Ontology annotation, cellular component: plasma membrane; plasmodesma.